This is a messenger RNA of Durusdinium trenchii, 1131 nucleotides long. The record is from the annotation of a GenBank genome assembly. NCBI's taxonomy places the organism in Eukaryota, Dinophyceae, Suessiales, Symbiodiniaceae.
AUGGCGCGUGGUAUCGUCAUGUACCCGACACCAAGCAACAAGAGGGAGGCUGCUGUGGUGCCAAUGACACUGCUUCCCUGUCCUUUUGCAGACAAUUACUUUCAGCUGGCGAAGAAGCUCACGCCGGACUUUCAUUUGCUGAUGGACAAGAUAACUUGUGACAUUGGGUGGCUCGAACGCGCUUUGGCAAAAACCGGCGCUAUUGACGAGAUCUGCAGCAAACUACUGGAGAUUUGCCGGAGUGUCUACAAUGCGGAGACUGGAAAGGACCGCUUUUUCAAGGCGUACAGCUCUCGGUGGGAGCCACUUGGCUUACCCCGAGUAGUGCUCUUCAUUGUCCUGGAAGAGGAGAAGAACGAGAAGCUGGAGCUCGCGGCUUUUCAGCAAGGCAUUUGUUCGCUACGCAGAUCUCUGGCGCAGCUCAGUCGCACCUGCGAGUUGCGGCCCCUGGUGGCGCGAAAGCAGGUCACGGUGGCCUACUUCCGCUCGGGCUACUGGCCGCAGCACUUCGAGGGUGCCUGGCUCUGUCGGCAGCAGCUGGAGCGUUCCGAGGCGGCCAAGUGCCCCUCGGCUCCGGCGCAGCUGGCUGGGAUGAAGAAGGUGCAACAACUCCUUUGUGACAGCGCCGAGUUGUCCAGGUUUUUGUCCGAGGAGCAGGCAGCUGCGGUGUCCAGCACGUUCGCCAAGCAGUUUGAUCCGAGCAACACCUCCGUGGAAACCCGUGAGGCGGUGCAGGCUGCCCGCAAAAGCCCUGGAGAUUGGGUCCUCAAGCCGCAGGUGGAAGGUUCUGGAGAGCUGUACUUCGAUGAUGACAUUCCGCGUGUCUUGGAGUCGCGAAGUGAAGAUCAGCUCGCAGAGUUCAUCCUCAUGGAACGAGUGAGGCCUCCAUGUACUCCCUCAGCCAUUUUGCAUGACGGAGCUGUGCUAGUACGUCGUGCUGUUGCCGAGUUGGGGAUUUUUGGUACUUUCGUGGCAGAUGGAGACAAAGUCAGGUGCAACAAGGUGGUUGGGCACCUUCUCCGGUCCAAAGGGCAACAGACGAAUCAGGGUGGUGUCUUCGUUGGGAACGCCACUGUUGAUGUGCCGUUCUUGGUGCCAUCAGAUAUUUACUGGCGCAACGUCACGGCGUGA